Soboliphyme baturini is the source of this 447-nucleotide messenger RNA. The record is from the annotation of a GenBank genome assembly. NCBI's taxonomy places the organism in Eukaryota, Metazoa, Nematoda, Enoplea, Dioctophymatida, Soboliphymatidae.
AUGUUUUCACAAAAUUGUUCUGCCUUUGCUGUUGUAAAUUGCUUAACAAUUGAUGUCAGUGUCCUAGAUGUUCCUGCCAGUGGCGUUUAUUUUGCCAGCUAUGAGUACCUGAUGAGACGUUUCACGCCGGAAGGAAAGAACCGCAAUCAGCUGAGUCCUUUGAAGACUCUUUUAGCCGGAGGCAUUGCUGGAAUAUGCAACUGGAUUGUCGCUAUUCCUCCUGAUGUGAUGAAGUCGCGGUUACAAACUGCUCCUAAUGGGAAAUAUCCAAAGGGGAUUCGAGACGUGGCGAACGAAAUGCUCAGGACUGAAGGCAUUAAGUCCUUCUACAAGGGCUUCACUCCAGUCAUGCUCAGGGCCUUUCCUGCUAAUGCGGUAUGUUCCAUUAAACAGCAGCCCACCUUAAGAGACACUGCUUUCAGGCUUGCUUUCUUGGAUACGAAUUAG